GAAUAAAGGUACUAUGAGGAAAAAUAAUGUCAUUUUAGUAGCAUAGAGUUGAAAUAUUAAAGAAAAAAUGAUAUUUUUUUAAGUCGUAAUAUAAAAAUAUACAAAAUAAAGUUGUAAUUUUUGAAAAAUUAGGGGGUGGACUUGAAUAUGACAAUAGGGGUUAGGGUUGUACUUUAUUAAUCCCACAGCGGGGAAAUUCACUUGUUACAGCAGCAAGCAAGAUACGCAAGUAAAGAGUGCAGAAUAAGGUCAAAUAAAGUCAAAAUAUUGUGGGGAUAAGUCAUAAUACAAAAAAAAUUACAAGGGUUACUGAAGAAGAAAGUUGAAAUGUUUUGGGGGGGAAAACAACAACAAAAUGGCGGAAAACAUCGAAAAAUAAUAUGUUUUUUCACCUAUAUUAAAAAAUAUAUAUAAUUUCUUAGCAUACAACAAAAUAUCACAGUGGCCCUUGCGUCCUUUAGGUUUUCAGAAUGUGGCUCUCGCUGGAAAAAGUUAGGACACCCCUGCAGGGUUGCUACUUAAUGACCGUUAAUGCUGUUCUUUUUUUUUUUUUGACUGUGUUGCAUUGUGUUUUUUAUUAUUUGAUAUAGUAUGAAAGUUUAGACGUGACAUCAGUGCUGCUUGUAUUGGAUUUUCAACAGGUUAACUAAAGGAAAUACAAUUUGUCGUGUGUGCUGUAUGGAAUAUCCCAAGAUAUCAUCAGGUGAAAAAUGAUUGGCCAGUACAAGCCCAAACAUGUAUCUUAAAGAAGUGUAUCGAACAGUUUGCUGUCUAUCGAGGACGUGCCAACCGUCUCAUGUUGCAUACUGCCAUCCCGUAUCCCAUAAUCCUCUGUAGCCUCUACUCUCACCUCCCGAUCGGAUUAGAAGCUCCUGGGUCAGAGUUUUUAAUCUACACACACUCCCACCUGAUGGCCUACAUAUCCACUUCCUCCUUCCAGGUUGGACUAAUUGUGGACAGACGGGAGCUGAAUGAUAUAUCGACAACAACAAAAACAACAUCAUGUGUGUCGUGGCAAAAGGAUCCUCUUCAUUUUCUUUUGCCUAUCACCUCCUUCAAACAAGUCUUGAACUGUGGACUUCAUUUUUCUACCUUUCAGGCUAAAACCGCUGAGAAUAACAACCAGACAGAACCAAAUAAGCAAAAACACUACAACACCAUAUGGGGGAAGGGCUAAGCUGGCGCCAGGUCACGGUGAGGGAGCUUCAACCCCUCAGCUGAUUGGCCAGGCUACUGUUACACUCAAGUCCUCAAUGACGCUGAAACACAUAAAGUAGACGCUUAUAUAGUGGAACACAUGUAAGACUACGUUCACACUGCAGGUCAAUUCCAAUUUUUUUUGCUCAUAUGUGACCUGUAUGAUUUUUUUCACUAAUGUAGAGGGACGACUGUAAUUUCUUAUGCAAAAGCAUGAUAGAGUGAAGCCGCGGAAUCCGAAGCACAAAGUGGCAAGGGUCAACUGUAUGCUCCAAAGUCAGUGUAAGGAGGUGUCCUCAGUGGCAGUGCAGCUUUGAACACCAAACACAAACACCCACACAGGAAACAGAAGAAGAGAUCUUAUUAUGAUAAUGAUAAUUGUCCUUUCAAUGAAAUUGGCUAUCUUUCAAGGAGGUCCAACUUUGAAACGAGGGGAAAACCUGACAACAAAAUCUGCACGUGCACAUUUGGGCCGAAACGUACACCAAAUGUGAUACAGAAGCAAUUGAAAACCAAACAAAGCAAAGUACGUUCCAGGUGUUUAAGAGGACUUGUGGAGGACUCAGCACGAUAAUCCUGGAGUUCCCAUAACAGCCGUGAUUGACAGGAGCGAUUGUGAUGCAAAGUGAGCUGUGCUGAUAGCACGCCUCCUUUCACAUCCCGAAGUGCUCAUUCAGGCCAGCUGAAAGGAGCCGUCCAAUCCCGUCUGGGCCCCAAAGAAUUUGAUAACAGAGAACAUUCACGUCUUUGCACAAUGCGGUUUUUGUGCCAAAUAUCUCAGGAGGCGUCGACUUUCAAACAGAAAUUUCUGGAUUUGCUCAUUUAAAAUAAAAAAAACAAAACAAUUCCUCUCUAUGAGUCAAACACUAUUUACAGAGGGUUUCAAUGAUUAAAAUUACUGAGUCACUAAAUUGGGGGUGUGCAAAGUUUUUUAUUUUACUAUUAAACAAACAAUUCAAAACUUCAAUCAAAAACAUCAUAAAGUAACGACAAAAGGUUGAUUAUCACUAAUAAUACAGCAGAUCCUCGCUUUAUACUCCGGGUAGGCAAAAGAAGCAUUCUAACUGUGAAUGUAGUAUUCUACAUUGGCCACAAGGUGUCAGUAAUUGUUCAGUGAGACAAGCACCAGACAUGAUUGCCACAAUCGGCAUUUAUUGCAGGUUUAAAUGAUCUCAGGCACAAUAAUAAUAACAUAAUAAUCAUAAUAAUAACACGGGCUACAGUUGGGGCCAUACUCUGAACCUUCGACGUCACUUCCUGCCCUCCGCACAUCUGUCCGCCCGUCACUAGGUCCCCCAGGGCAGUUUUUUCCAACCUUUUUUGUCUUGUGUACCCCCACAGCCUUUUUGUAAUACAAUGAGUAUCCCCUCACUCAUACGUGCUGAUAAUUCUCCAAAAGUAGAAUACAUACUGAAUAUACUGAAUAAUAUAUAAGAAUAAUAUUAACAAUAAUGUUGCUUGUUAAGCCUUCAUAACACUGUAAGGAAGGAAAAAGUCGAAGCAAAAAGUUUAUUGACUACACUCUGUUCCAUUCAUUUGCGGCAGAGUCGGCAGUCCUAUUUUAACUCUAGGUUUAAUUUUGGGACAUUUAAAGUGUCUUAUGGGUUUCAAUCAAGCAUUAUUUACAGAGGAUGUAAAUGAACCUGCCUGUUCCCGCCCGCUUGCUGUGACGUCACCCAGACGGCAGCCGCGAGACGCCUCCAGCAGUAGGAUCCCGUUGGUCGCAGGCUCGUAGCGGCUUUUCUGUUUGCUCCCGCACUCUGGUGCUUGAAGUGAUUGUGUUUCAUUCAGCAUCAUAUUUUAUAUGUUUCUAUCGGCUCGAGGGGGAUGUGAGGCACCGUCAAGACGAGCGCAAGAAGCGGACGACGUGUGGAACGCCGGACAGAGAAAAAGUGGACGGGCUUCGAGCCAGCAAGUGAUGAAAACCAGCCAAUGACAAGAGGACCCGGUUUGGACCGACCAUGGCUGGCCAUCGAAUCAUCCGAGUGACAAGUAGCAAUCACCUCCUCCCUCGCUGCAAGUCAGAGGGGACUCUCGUCGAGCGAGGCGAGGGGGUGCCAACCAGCCUCGCUGAUGUCAUAGUGCCUUCUCCCAGUGCCUUAAGACUGGACAUGGCUGCCUCCUACGAGGGUACACGGGAAGUAGUCGCCAUCAGGGAUUAUUGCUCAAGCAGUUUGACCACGCUGACAUUUUCCAAAGGUGAUCGCCUCUUUGUGCUGGACACAUCAGGUGGCGAGUGGUGGUAUGCGCACAAUAACAGGGAGAUGGGCUACAUCCCUGCUGCCUAUGUCCAACUGCUCAACUGCAGGAAUUCUUCGCUUAGUGACUGCGGAAUGAUUGACAGACUUGGGGAGGAGGAGGGUCUGAAGGAGUUUGAGGGGUUCGGAGAGUGGAAACCCUCCCCAGCUGACAAUAACCUUGCCUUUUCUGUUCAUCCCUGGGAUCAGAAUUCCAAAGAACCAAGUGUAACAAACUCAUCUGAUCGUGUUAUUUUUGACACACUUGCAUGUCCAAACAGCUUCAACUCGGACACCAAUAACAUCAAGUUUAGUGGUUGUCCCAAACAAGAGGCUGUGCAACACCUACACAGGGAUGACGCCUUUUUCAGGAGUAAACGUUCCCAGAGUCUUUCCCAACUCUCUGUUUUACAUGAGCAAUCAAACUUGUCUUCUUGUUCCUUCAUGGGCCUAAAAGCACCUUUGCCAGAGCAGUUUCAGAGCCGAGAGGAUUUUAGAACUGCGUGGCUCAACCACAGAAAAUUGACCAGGUCUUGCCAUGACCUGGAAUCCUUAGGCCAGAGUCCCGGGUGGGGUCAGACUCAGCCGAUUGAGACAAGCAUUGUGUGUAGCCUGGACAGCAGCGGAGGUGUGGUUCAGCUCCCAGACACCCACAUCACCAUGCAUGUUCCUGAAGGUCAUGUCAGCCAGGGUGACCAUCAGCAGAUUUCCAUGAAAGCCUUAUUGGAUCCUCCCCGGGAGCUCAAUAGUGACCGUCGUUUCACUGUCAGCCCAGUGAUGGAGAUCAAGCUGAGCAACAUGGAGACUAAGUCUUUUGUCACCUUGGAAAUGAAAGUGUCAAUGACACUAAAGACAGGGAGCAGCCACUGCGCUGAGGUGCUCUGUGUUCGGAGCGACUGCAAAGACGGGCCUUACACACCCAUUUCCGAUUGUUACGUUUAUAAAGACAUGGUCCAAGUGCGUCUGGACUGUCCUGAGCCGUGCAUGUAUGUGGCGGUUGUAGUUCAGUCACUGUACAUCAGUCACAGCAUGAUCAUGUGGGACCACGUGCAGAGGAAGGUAACGCUUGGUGUUUAUGGACCCAAGCACAUCCAUCCUUCCUUCAAGACAGUUGUGGCGAUGUUUGGACACGACUGUGCCCCCAAGACUUUACUGGUGAGCGAGGUGCUUCGGCCGGCUUGCUCCACCCCUCCGGUCACCCUUCAGUUAUGGGGAAAGCAUCAAUUUGUACUGCGGUUCCCCCAGGACCUCCAGGUGGGGUUGUACCCUAAUAUAUCUAACUAUCAAGUGAAAGUGAGUGAGGGUGGGGGGAUGAUCCAGGGAUUCCAUCUUAAACUGGGCAAGGUCAGCCGGCUGGUCUAUAUAAUGUCAUCGCACGACCCCAACAGCAUCUCAGACUUCACACUCAGGGUCCAAAUUAAGGACAUGUUGGAUUGCAUCCUCACUCAGUUCUGUAUCCAAACUCCGCAGCCAGCCCCCAAGUCUGAAGCGAGGAUGACAGGACAAAGGAGGUUCUUGAAAAAGAGUGAGGUGGACAAAAUCAUCCUGUCACCACUGGCUGUCACCUCCAAAUACCCCAAAUUUCAGGAUCGCUGCAUUACUAGCCUAAAAUUUGGCAAGUUAAUUAAAACGGUAAUUCGGCAGCACAAGAUCAACUAUCUGCUGGAGUACAAGAAGGGUGACAUGAUUGCGCUGCUCAGUGAAGAGAAGAUUAAGCUAAGAGGGCAACUGCGCACCAAAGAGUGGUACAUUGGAUACUAUCAAGGCAAGAUGGGGCUGGUCCACACCAAGAACGUUCUGAUUCUAGGUAAGGUCAAGCCCAUUUAUUGGUGUGGGCCAGACCUGACGACGACAACUCUGUUGGAGCAAAUCCUCAAACCUUGCAAGUUUCUUACGUAUAUCUAUGCCACGGUAAGGACAGUUCUCAUGGAGAACGUCGUGAACUGGAGGGCAUUCGCUGACGCGCUCGGCUAUGGGAACUUGCCUCUCAAUUACUUCUGCCGGACGGAGCUGGACAAUGAACCGGAGAAGGUGGCCUGCGUUCUAGAGAAACUCAAAGAGGAAUGUACCAGCGUUGAGAACAAGGAGAGGAAGUCAUUUCAGAGGGAGCUCAUGAUGGCUUUGCUCAAGAUGGACUGCCAGGGUCUGGUUGCCAGACUGGUUCUGGACUUUGUGCUGCUAACCACCGCAGUGGAGGUGGCGUCCCGCUGGAGGGAACUCGCUGAGAAACUGGCCCGGGUGUCCAGGCAGCAGAUGGAGGCUUACGAGGCGCCGCACCGCGACAAAAACGGCGUGUUGGACAACGAGUCCAUGUGGAAACCGGCCUACGACUUCCUACUGACUUGGGCUGCACACAUCGGGGACAGCUACCGUGAUGUUAUCCAGGAGCUCCACGUGGGCUUGGACAAGAUGAGGAACCCGAUCACAAAGAGGUGGAAGCACUUGACCGGCACGCUCAUCCUUGUCAACUGCCUCGACAUCCUCCGCAGCGCCGCCUUCUGUCCCACAGGCUAUGGUGACUUUGCUGUUUAAAGCAGGGUUUCCAGCACCCGUGGCGAGCCAGGUAUUUGCAGCCCUCAACCUGUGGACCUAUAGCGCUCUCUGGGUCUCUUCCACCAGUCCAGUAUCUCUACCUCUCGUUUAUACAUUCUAACUCACAUUGAGAGCUCAACUCUGUAGCACGACAACAACUGUGUGACACACGACCACGUCAGCUUUAUUGGUGAUUCUCCAAAAAUAAAAUAUGCCGCUGCUUUGCUUUCCUUAAGUGUUUGCUUUGAGCUUUGAGGGAACUCCCAAUCAGGAACCGCAGGAGGUCAUUGCUCAACAUGAUCAUAUCAUAUCAUAAAAGAAAUUACGCCGUAGCCAUCACACAGCCACAGGUAGAAAACACAUACACUGGGAAACUACUACUACUACUACUACCAGGGGCACCGUAAAGAGGGGGAAACAAUUCCAAGGGCCCCUGACUGACUGGGGCCCCAGUAAAUAGGUAAAAUCAUUUUGCGGUGUGGUUGUGAUUUUUAAAAAAUAUACAGUCAGAAAACAAUUAAAACUAUCUCUUGUAUUUGGUAGUAACAGUGAAAUAUCUACAUUGACCUAAAGUAAUCUUCCAUAUGGACUGAGCACCCCCCAUAGCUACAUGAAAUGGUUUAGUCCACUACUACCUUCACCUGCUUUGUAACUGCAGCUUGUUGCCUGUCAGUCUGCAGUUGCGGCAGAGCAGAGUGAAAGUAUGCUGCCAGCAGUGGCGGUUCUGGCUUGAAUGACGCCCUAGGCGGACCUACGCUGUGGCGCCAUUCUCUGUUUGGGCCAUCCAUGUCACGUGGUCGACGUUUGACGACGCCUGAGCAGCACUGUGGUGCGAGCAUCCCGCCUGUAGAGGGUGCGCAUCUGCCACACAUCCUGACGUGAUGCGGAAAUGAGUGCUGAGGCUCAUAGCAAAAAUAAAUAGGAUUUUCAUACAUUUUCAUAAACAUUUUGGACUUUUAAAAUGUAAUUAAAUUGCAGUGAAUUAAAAUGACAUUUAGACUGUAAAAGAUGCCCUUUAGCACAUUUGUUAUAUGUUCUCUGGCAUCAAAUAGUGAAUUGCAUACUAGAGUAUAUGCAGACUGUUACAUGGACAACUCACUAGCAGUAAAUAUUACACUAGUAGUAUCGAACAAUAAAAAGCAUUGGUGUGUGUGUGUGGGGGGGGGGGU
This is a messenger RNA of Dunckerocampus dactyliophorus (ringed pipefish), 7135 nucleotides long. RefSeq names its product SH3-domain binding protein 4a (gene sh3bp4a). Gene Ontology annotation, molecular function: protein binding. The transcript has 5 exons. Gene Ontology annotation, cellular component: cytoplasm. The coding region runs from base 3159 to 5966 and encodes 935 amino acids. The record is from RefSeq and is a predicted model, not a curated record. NCBI's taxonomy places the organism in Eukaryota, Metazoa, Chordata, Actinopteri, Syngnathiformes, Syngnathidae.